Molecule: messenger RNA, 3947 nt
Organism: Cavia porcellus (domestic guinea pig)
Lineage: Eukaryota; Metazoa; Chordata; Mammalia; Rodentia; Caviidae
Gene: Uba7
Product: ubiquitin like modifier activating enzyme 7
Exons: 25
Coding region: 739-3855 (1038 amino acids)
Biological process (GO): DNA damage response; innate immune response; protein sumoylation
Cellular component (GO): SUMO activating enzyme complex; cytoplasm
Molecular function (GO): SUMO activating enzyme activity; ISG15 activating enzyme activity
Source: RefSeq, a predicted model, not a curated record
GGCGGAUAGAUAGCUGCAGCCUCGGAGGCUCUCUGAGAAACCGCACUUGAAAUCCAGGAAUCGUGCCGGGCAGGAAGUCCUAGGCAAGGGGGAAUAUUCUUUUUUUUUUUUAAUCAGUACCAGGGAUUGAACUCAGGACUGUCCGUUUGCAAGGCAGGCGCUUAUGCCAUUGAGCUAAAUCCCUAGCCCAAGGGGGGGGGGAUAUUCUUUGCCGACCCAGGAACGAACUAAAUUAAGAGAAACCAACUAGAAACGCAAUCCCGGUGAUACAGCAGGAACAAAUAAGGUCUCGGCACGGAAGCCGGACCUCGCGCCACUGGAAACUGCGAUCUGAAUUUCCUGCAGCCGCUGUUGCGUCCCGGUUGGCACAGCGGGGAGAGAGGCGAGAAAGCUCGAAAGUGGGAAGCGUUGAAUGGAGUUAGGAGCAGGGCUGGCCAGGUGCCCUGUAUCAACCUGCGGUGAAUGAGCGGAUCAGAACCCUUCGAUAGAGAAGGAGGCUUCAGCGGAGGACAUACUCGGACGGGCAGACUUCCCGGAACAAGAUGCUGUAGUGACUUCAGUCACAUAUCCCCCUCUCAAGCGGAAUUGGUGGGGAGUGCCUGGCCUGCGAGACGCCGCUGGCUGAGACCCAGUAGGCUAGCCCAACCCAGGUCCCAGCGCCUGGAGGUGCACCCUAGCGACGAAGCCUUCGAGCCAGAGCUGUGACCACGGCAGCUGCUGUCGAGCCCGGCCUUCAGGAUGGCAGUCAAGGAGUCUUCCCAGCGGCUGGACAGAGAGCUGUACUCCAGGCAGCUGCCUGUGCUGGGUCUACCUGCUAUGCAGAGAAUUCAGGAAGCCAAGGUCCUGCUGUCAGGCCUACAGGGCCUGGGGGCUGAGGUGGCCAAGAACCUGGUUCUGAUGGGUGUAGGCAGCCUCACCUUGCACGAUCCCCAGCCCACCUGCUGGUCUGACCUGGCUGCUCAGUUUUUGCUCUCAGAGAAGGACUUGGGAAAGAGCAGGGCUGAAGCCUCUCAAAAACAUUUGGCUCAACUCAAUGAAGCUGUCCAGGUCUUCGUCCAUGCCAGUGACAUUACCGAGGACCUACUGUUGAAGUUCCAGGUGGUGGUACUGACCUCCUCAAAGCUGGAGGAUCAGCUGACGAUGGGUGCCUUAUGCCACAAGCAUGGAGUCUGCUUUAUAAUGGCUGACACUCGGGGCCUUGUAGGGCAAGUGUUCUCUGACUUUGGUGAUGAGUUUGUAGUAAAUGACCCCACAGAGACGGAACCUCUGUCGCCUGACAUCCAGCACAUCACCCAGUGCUCCCCUGACAUCCUCACUCUAAGAGAAGAAGACAAGGAGCUCUCUUUCUGUGACGGGGACUUGGUGACUUUCUCAGGCAUUGAGGACAUGGUUGAGCUCAAUGGCUGUCCUUCCCAACCCAUCCACGUACAGAGGUGUAGCAAGGUGGAAGACAAAUACUAUGCAAGGCAGAAUGGCACUGAAAACUACUCAGGUUCAGGGGUUGGAUCUUUCCCAGAGGAUCGGUCCUUGGAAGUUGAGGACACAUCAACGUUUUCCCCCUACUUAUGCGGCGGGACUGUCACCAAAGACAAGGGAUCUGAGACUGUUAGACAUAAGCCUCUGGACAGAGCCUUGCUGGAGCCCUGUGUUGUGGCUUCAAAUGCCUGUGAAGUUCGCCGUGCUCUUUGCCUGCAUCAAGCCUUCCGUGCGCUACACGAGUUCCAGCACCUCUAUGGUCGGCCUCUGCAGCCCUGGGAUCCUGUGGAUGCAGAGAUCAUGGUAACCCUUGCCCGGAACCUGGGACCACUGAAGGAGGCAGAAGAAGAGCCACUGGAUGAAGCCCUGGUGCGGAUGGUGGCCCUGAGUAGUGCUGGUGUCCUGAGCCCCAUGGCAGCCAUUCUGGGGGCAGUGGCUGCCCAGGAAGUCGUGAAGGCAAUCUCCAAAAAGUUUAUGCCCCUGGACCAGUGGCUAUACUUCGAUGCCCUCGACUGUCUUCCAGAAGAUGAGAAAUUCCUUCCCAAUCCUGAGGACUGUGCCUUGAAAGAUUGGCGCUAUGAUGGACAAAUUGCAGUGUUUGGGGCUGGUUUUCAGGAGACACUCAGUUGCCAGCGCUACCUCCUGGUGGGUGCUGGUGCCAUUGGCUGUGAGCUACUCAAAGGCUUUGCAUUAAUGGGCCUGGGAGCUGGAACUAGUGGAAGCGUGACUGUUGUAGACAUGGACCACAUAGAGUACUCCAACCUCAGCCGUCAGUUCCUCUUCAGGCCCUGGGACAUUGGUAAAUCCAAGGCAGAAGUGGCUGCUGCGGCUACCCAAGAUCUGAAUCCAGACUUAGAGGUCACAGCUUACACCCGAAUCCUGGAUCACACCACUGAGGACAUCUACGCAGACAACUUCUUUUCCCAUGUAGAUGGAGUGGUUGCUGCCGUGGACACUUUCAAGGCCCGGUACUACCUGUCUGCUCGCUGCAUCCACUACCUGAAGCCACUGCUAGAGGCAGGCACACUGGGCACUAAGGGCAGUGCUUCAGUGUUCGUGCCACAUGUAACUGAGGUUUAUAAAGGACCUGUGGAAGCUUCUGAAGGUGCCCCCGCCCCUGUCUGCACCUUGCGGUACUUCCCUGGCACAUACGAGCACACCCUGCAGUGGGCUCAGAAUGAAUUUGAGGAACUCUUUCGACUGCCUGCAGAGACCAUCAACCGCUACCAACACAGGGCAGCUACUUCCUUGGAAGAUGUGAGUGGGCUACAGAUGCUAACCUCACUGCAACUGCUGCUAGGUGUCCUGCGAGUGCGCCCACAGACCUGGCAAGACUGUGUGGAGUGGGCCCUUGGCCACUGGCGACUACGCUUCUGUGAUGACAUCAUACGGCUGCUGAGGCUCUUCCCACCUUAUAAAGUGCAUGAGGAUGGAGCUCCGUUCUGGUCAGGUCCCAAACAGUGCCCCCAGCCCCUGGAAUUUGACAUCAGCCAAGACAUGCACUUCCUCUACAUACUGGCAGCUGCCAACCUGUAUGCCCAGAUGCACGGGCUACCUGGCUCAUUAGAUCAGCCUGCACUCAGGGUACUGCUGAAGUUGCUGCUACAGACUGACCCCCCGCAUGUGGCCUCCAUCUUCCAUAGGGAAACAGCUAAAUCUGACCCUGAACAGCUGAAAGAACUACAGGAAUCCCUGGAAGUCUGGACCAAGGGCCCUGCCCUGAAGCCCCUGGUGUUUGGCAAGAAUGAAGACAGCCACUUCCACGUGGACUUUGUGAGAGCAGCAGCUAGCCUGAGAUCUCAGAACUACGGGAUCUCAGAACCAGCAGACUAUGCUCAGAUUUCCUGUUCUUGUCAGAGCAAGAGAAUCAUGAGUCAGAUCAUCCCAGCCAUUGCCACCACCACAGCAGCAGUGGCAGGCCUGCUGGGCCUAGAGAUGUACAAAGUGGUGGGCAGCCCACGACCUGUUGGUGCCUUUCGUCAUACCUACCUGGACCUGGCUGGAAACCGCCUCGAACGCUCUGUACCUUCUGCCCCAGCCAUCCAGAACUUCCAUCACCUGCAGUGGACCCAUUGGGACCGCCUGAAGGUACAUGCUGGGCAUCCCGAGAUGACACUGGAAUCGUUGCUGGCCCAUCUCCAGGAGCAUCAUGGGCUGAAGGUGACAAUGCUGCUGUAUGACAAUGCCCUUCUCUAUUCAGCCCAAGAUUCUGCUGAAUGUCAGGCUCAGCGCCUGCCCCUCAGGGUGACAGAACUGGUUCAGCAGGUGACAGGCUGGGUGCCUGAGCCUGAACGACAGCGGGUGCUGGUGCUGGAGCUGAGCUGUGAGGGUGAAGAGGACGACACAGCCUUCCCACCUCUGCACUAUGAGCUGUUGUAAAGAACCCUGCACUCAGCUUCGUGCAGCCCUGGGCAGAGCCCUGAAUCCUGAGGCCACAGCAGGCACUCAAUAAAACCUGUUGAAGAAAGCCA